Molecule: messenger RNA, 4422 nt
Organism: Harpia harpyja (harpy eagle)
Lineage: Eukaryota; Metazoa; Chordata; Aves; Accipitriformes; Accipitridae
Gene: MME
Product: membrane metalloendopeptidase
Exons: 23
Coding region: 853-3105 (750 amino acids)
Biological process (GO): protein processing; amyloid-beta clearance
Cellular component (GO): plasma membrane
Molecular function (GO): metalloendopeptidase activity
Source: RefSeq, a predicted model, not a curated record
CUGCGUGCGGAUCAUUUGCUGUGCAGUUCCAUAAAGAAGUCAGUAUUCAGUUUCCACCUUUUUUGGAGAGGAGGAAGGUUGCCCCUCUCAAGCAGCAGACGUUUUAAUGUGUGUAGCUGGUAAUAAAAGAUUUCGGAAAUUUCAGCUGCCAUUUCUGCCUCGGUGGUAAGAAAGGUGCUUUCAGGAAGGCAGCAGAAGUGAGUGUGAUACCUGGUUUGAGCGAGAGGAAUGACAGCAACUUGUAUUGCUCCUUCUGAUGUUUGCCGAUUUAUUAGUAAAAAUGAAACUUAAUAAAAAUGAAACUUAGUAAGAAUGAAGCAAGUAUCUUUUGAUACUUGGUUGGAAGGGAAAUCUUACGACAGAGCUUGGAGCUGCCUCUCUGUGCAAGAAGUCACAGCUGUCUCCCUCCUGAGAAGAAAUCACUCGGGGAAUGAGGAUACAAGAUCUCGCAGAGCAUAUGUGACUGCAUUAAUUUGACAAAGGCAACGAGUCUGCACGGAAACGGGCACCAAGCACUGCAGGCAUGCAGCCGCUAACCUUCCCUGUGCAUCAGCUCUCUCCUUCUCUUUAACUGGCUGGGAAGAAAUGAAGAACCGGAGAAGGCAGGCAGGUGCGGGCUGCUCUCGCACUCCAGCUCAGCUGCCGCUUUGCGGACGGCCUCGCUGCCUUCCACCCUCCUCCGCGGCAGGCAGAGGUGGCCUCCCGAGCCCGCGGUCCCGAGUCGGGAAUGGGGCAGCUCCAUCGGACAUAACGCUCAUCUGCACCGCCUGUCUCCAGGCGGCAGCUCCUUCUCUCUCCUCUACCUAAGCGCUCGCGGGAAGCUUUGCGAGGUGAAGAUCCUGACGCUGGGUUAUGGGCAAGUCAGAAAGCCAGAUGGAUAUAACUGAAAUGAAUGCUCCAAAACCAAAGAAGAAACUGCGAUGGAGUGGCCUGGAAAUAGGGCUAGCUGUUGUAGUGAUUCUGCUAGCUAUUGUAGCGAUCACAAUGAUAGUUCUGUAUGCAACGUAUGACGAUGGAGUUUGCAAGACAUCAGACUGUAUAAAAUCAGCAGCCCGUAUCCUUGAGAACAUGGACACCACUGCAGAGCCUUGUAAAGAUUUUUACCGAUAUGCCUGUGGAGGAUGGCUUAAGAGGAACGUCAUUCCAGAAACCAGCUCCCGUUAUAGUAACUUUGACAUUUUAAGAGACGAACUAGAAGUUGUUUUAAAAGAUGUCCUCGACACACCAACCAGUAAUGAUAUAACAGCAGUGCAGAAGGCAAAAACUCUGUACAGAUCGUGCAUAAAUGAAACUAUGAUUGAUAGCAGAGGUGGAAGGCCUUUAAUCAGUUUAUUGCCAAAGGUAUCUGACUGGCCCGUAGCAACAACUAACUGGGAUUCUUCCUACGGUACUGCUUGGACAGCUGAGACAGCUAUUGCACAGCUAAACUCCAGAUAUGGAAAAAAGGUCCUUAUUAAUUUUUUUGUUGGCACGGAUGAUAAAAAUUCCACAGCACAUAUCAUUCAUAUUGAUCAGCCUGGGCUUGGCCUGCCUUCUCGUGACUACUAUGAAUGCACUGGUGCAUACAAAGAGGCAUGUUCUGCCUAUGUUGAUUUCAUGAUUUCUGUAGCUAAACUAAUCCUACAAGAAAGAAAUAUUUCUUUCAAUGAGAGCGAGAUUUCUGAACAAAUGAAAAGAGUUAUGGACCUGGAGAAAGAGAUUGCCAAUGCAACAACAAAAUCUGAAGACAGAAAUGAUCCACUUUUGCUGUACAAUAAAAUGACCUUGGCACAACUCCAGAACAACUUCUCAUUGGAAAUCGAUCAUAAGGUAUUCAACUGGUCAAAAUUCAUAAAUGAUAUAAUGUCAACUGUACAAAUUAACGUUGAGAACACUGAACAUGUCAUUGUUUAUGAUCCAGAAUACCUUAUCAGGCUGAAGUCUAUUCUUAAUAAAUACACUCGCAGAGACCUUCAAAAUUACAUGAUCUGGCGAUUCGUAAUGGAUCUUGUCAACAGCCUAAGCCGUAACUACAAGGACACAAGGAAUGCUUUUCGUAAGGCACUUUACGGCACAACAUCAGAAACUGCUGUUUGGCGUCGUUGUGCAAACUAUGUCAAUGGCAACAUGGAGAAUGCAGUGGGACGAUUAUAUGUACAGGAAGCAUUUGCUGGAGACAGUAAACAUGUGGUUGAGGAAAUGAUUGCAGAUAUACGUGAUGUUUUUAUAAAAACCUUAGAUGAACUUACCUGGAUGGAUGCAGAAACCAAAAAGAAAGCAGAACAAAAAGUAACAGCAAUUAGAGAGAGGAUUGGUUAUCCAGAUGAGAUCAUGACUGAUGACAAUAAGCUGAACAGUGAGUACCAGGAGUUGAACUACAAAGAAGAAGAAUACUUUGAAAACAUUAUUGAAAAUUUAGUAUUUACCCAGAAGAAAAGGUUGAAAAAGCUUAGAGAAAAGGUGGACAAAGAGGAGUGGAUAAGUGGAGCUGCUGUUGUCAAUGCUUUUUAUUCAGCAAGUAGAAAUCAGAUAGUUUUCCCUGCUGGCAUUUUGCAGCCCCCUUUCUUCAGUGCAUCCCAGCCCAAAUCUCUGAAUUAUGGUGGCAUAGGCAUGGUCAUCGGUCAUGAAAUCACACAUGGUUUUGAUGACAAUGGCAGAAAUUUUAAUGAGGAUGGAGACCUUGUAGACUGGUGGACUGAAGAAUCAGCACGCAAUUUUAAGGAGCUAUCCCAGUGUAUGGUGUACCAGUACGGAAACUUUUCAUGGGACCUAGCAGGUGGACAGCAUCUGAGUGGAAUCAACACACUAGGAGAAAACAUUGCUGAUAAUGGGGGUGUUAGACAAGCAUAUAAGGCCUAUGAAAACUUUGUGAAAAAGCAUGGAAAAGAAAAACUUCUUCCUGGUCUUGAAAUGAACCAUAAACAGCUGUUUUUUCUGAACUUUGCACAGGUAUGGUGUGGAACAUACAGACCAGAAUAUGCUGUGAACUCCAUCAAAACUGACGUGCACAGCCCAGGCAAAUUCAGGGUCAUAGGAUCACUGCAAAACUCUCCAGAGUUUUCUGAAGCCUUUUCAUGCACCAAGGCAAACUACAUGGAUCCUGCUAAAAAGUGCCGAGUUUGGUGACGAACUGUAAACCUUGCAUCUUGAGAAGCUUUCCAGAAAAAAAGAAAUUUUGAACUAAUUUUGAGAAGGGGAGGAGGGCAGAAUACUGAGGUGAAUAUGCUAGAGUAGUCACUGUAAUUCUUAGUAAACAGGCAAAAACAAAAAAAAUCACACAUCAAAAUGUCAAAUGAAGGACUAAUGCCAAUGCAGCAAUUAGCUGCUCUAGCUGAUUGGCUGCUUUUCCGAUCACUGAACCCUGUAGAAUCUACAUCACUUGACAGCGUACAGUAACAUUUCACUUGCAGUUAAUCCUGUUCCCCACUGGCCAAUGGCUUUUUGGAUUUAUUUUAAAAUGUCAAAGUAUAACACAUUAACUCCUACUGGUCAGUGAAUGUGUAUUUCUGAUCAAGCAGAGGAAGGAAAUACUAAGUAACACACAGUUUUAGACAUCAUAACAUGAUAAUGAGACAACAGUUUUUAUCCUAAGUGUCAGACUUUGUAUCCUCUGCUGUUAUGAUAAAUCAGUUCUACCAAAUGUUUUCAUUUUUACUUGAAACCAUUUAUACAAGAGGAGUCCAAAGACCUGCUGUACUUAAGUAACUUCUCACUAAUUAUUCCAGUGUGUAUUAUCUGAAGUCACUAUUUACAAUAGUUUAUUUACUGCUUUCCAGCCAAACUGAAAUUGUAGGUAAUUUAUUAAUUUUUGAACAUAUAAUCUGUAAGAUUGUGAUCAAAGACCCUUUCACAGUUUUCUAAGCUUUUUCUUGCUUUCUCUAAAGUUGGUCUUUUUUAAAGUUUCUAGUAAUGUAUAAAUCAUAGUUUUUAUAUUUAAAUCUGAGCUACACUUUUGACUUGAAGUAUUGUAAUAUAUUUUAUCAGUGGCUGCAUAGAACUGGGAAAUUUGAGCAAAGCAUGGUAUCAGGCAAUAAGAUAAAGUCUACAAAACUGAGUUCUCCAAUGGAGUAUACCAAUAUUCAAGUUUUCAGGCUGACUUUCUCAGCGUUUAGGGUCUGAUCCUGCACAUAAUUCGUACAUGUUCUGAUCGAUGUCAGUCCUCACAUCACUAAAGCUGCACAGCUGAUUGCAAGAAUCAGAAGGAGCUUUAAGUAAGAAGGUAAAGGCUUUAAAUCUGCAAUGAUAUGUAUUAAACAUCCUCAUGCAGAUUGCAAAGGAACUUACUGCUUUGUAUAUCAAAGCAAACAGAUUUCCAAAAAUAAGUACCAGAUACCUCAGAUGACUGCUACAAUAGGUAUAUUUAAAAACCUAUGUUCCUUUUAGCUUUCCGAGUUUGUCAUCUGAUAAAAACAUUUUGAUAAUAAACUGAAAUUGUGAGCCAAA